Molecule: messenger RNA, 1248 nt
Organism: Coffea eugenioides
Lineage: Eukaryota; Viridiplantae; Streptophyta; Magnoliopsida; Gentianales; Rubiaceae
Product: myb family transcription factor PHL11-like
Exons: 5
Coding region: 48-1109 (353 amino acids)
Molecular function (GO): DNA-binding transcription factor activity; DNA binding
Source: RefSeq, a predicted model, not a curated record
AGAAAAAGGCAAAAGCAAAAGGCCACAGGAAAUAUACCAUAAGAUAGAUGGAGGGAAGUGGGGAUGCUGAAUGCUCCAAGACAUGCCCUUCUUCUGGGGAAACUGAGGCUGAUGAGGACGAGAACGAGGAUGAAGGGAAGAUUGAUGAUGAUCAUAAGCAGAAAGAUGGAGGAACCUCAAGCAACAGCAGUACUGUUGAAGAGAAUGAGAUCAACAAGCCCCCUGUAAGGCCUUAUGUCCGAUCCAAGAUGCCUAGACUCCGUUGGACACCUGAUCUUCAUCUUCGCUUCCUUCAUGCAGUUGAGAGACUUGGUGGACAAGAAAGGGCAACACCAAAGUCAGUUCUUCAAUUGAUGAACACAAAAGGGCUAAACAUUACUCAUGUGAAGAGUCAUUUGCAGAUGUAUAGGAGCAAGAAGAUUGAUGACCCCAGUCAAGGGAUAACAGAUCAUAGGCAGGUUUUUGAAGGUGUGGAUCCAAAUAUUUUCAACCUGAGCCAAAUUCCCAUGUUUCCAGGCUUUCAUCAUAACCACAAGUCCACCUUCAGAUAUGGAGAAGCAACUUGGGAUCGUCUUGCGACUUUAAUGCAAAUCUCUACAAUGAGACAGAACAUGAUUAACAAGAUUAGGCCAGGAUUUUAUGAUAUAUGGACCGGAAGGAACAUUGGCUCAAGGAGCAGUGAAGUUUAUUCCAGGAUCCUGAACUCAAAUCAGCUAUCAUCUUGGCACACUGAUGAAUUACAAUCCACAAUGCAAUCAUUUCAUGACCAGCAAGAAUACCAGCAAGAUCGGUUAAAAUCCUCAAAGCAGGUGCAAUCGAAAACUGUGUACUUCAGUUCAGGCAGAAGUAAAAUUCUGGGCGUGGAGGAAGGUAUGAUUCUCGAAAAGCGAGCAGGAGUGAAGAGGAAGGCAUCGAAUUGCAAUGUCCACUUGAAUCUAUCCCUUGGCUUAGGGCCAGUUAGGGAUGGCUACCAUGAAGGUUUGGAGGAUGAUGAUGGCCAUUUAUCAUUGUCGCUGUGCUCACCAUCUUCCUCCAAGAUUAGAAGGUUGAUAGAUGAUACUAGUACUGAGAAUGCAUGCGGGGCAAGUACUCUGGAUCUGACUCUAUGAAUGACACAUUCUAAGUGAGAUCUUGAGGUACUUGCUUCUCUCAUUAUAUUGUACCAUGUUAUAUAAGGUAAUAGCACAACUACUUGUGUUUCUUUGUUCGUGGAGGAUCAGAGGCCUCACAGGUUGAAAUCUGUUUAGU